Molecule: messenger RNA, 2280 nt
Organism: Acanthosepion pharaonis
Lineage: Eukaryota; Metazoa; Mollusca; Cephalopoda; Sepiida; Sepiidae
Source: the annotation of a GenBank genome assembly
AUGGCAUACAGCAACCUCAGCCGGGCCCAAUUGAGUUUUGAAUAUCUACAUACAAAUUCAACUACCCAUGAAUUCUUGUUCGGAGCUUUAGCUGAGUUGGUGGAUAACUCCAGAGAUGCAUCCGCUACAAAGAUGAACAUCUACACUCUGGAAGAUGAGAAUCUCCGUGGUGGAUUCAUGAUGUGUUUCCUUGACGAUGGUGAAGGCAUGGAUCCAAAUGAAACUGCUGAUAUAAUUACAUUUGGGAAAUCUUCCAAAAAAUCUUCUGAUUCCCAAUUGAUUGGAAUGUAUGGCAAUGGUUUAAAAUCGGGAUCCAUGCGAAUUGGAAAUGAUAUGAUAAUAUUCACUAAGAAAGGCAGCACAAUGUCAUGUUUGUUUCUUUCUCGUACAUUUCAUGAAGAAGAGGGUAUUGAUGAGGUUGUGGUACCUAUUCCAUCUUUUGAUACAGCCACAAAAGGUCCUCUUGCAAAAAAUGUUAGAGCAUUGGAAAAGCAUGAUCUGGAAAUGAGUUUGAUACUCAAAUAUUCACCAUUCAAAAAUCAAGAAGAUUUUUUUGCUCAGUUUGACAAGAUCAACUCCCAGACUGGCACAUUGGUCAUCAUUUAUAAUCUGAAGUUACUAGACAGUGGGGAACCUGAACUAGAUAUUAUUUCUGACCCCACAGAUAUUAUAUUGAACAACCCAACCUCUGGAGAAUUUGAUUCAGAUGAAGGCCUAAUGCCUGAGCGUAAAUCCUUUCGUGCUUAUACUGCUGUUCUUUACAUGGACCCUCGCAUGAAGAUCUACAUUCAGAACAAGAAAGUACGAACGAAACGUUUGGCCUGCUGCCUCUACAAGCAACGCAUGUAUAAGUAUUCUUCGAAUCGAUUCCGAACGCGUUCAGAACAAGAAGCCAAUCGAGCAGAUGAAGAAGCGAAAAUGGCUGCUGACAAAGCACGAGAAGCAGAAAGCAAAGCCAAAAAUUUGGAAAACAAAUGCAGUUCUUCAUUCAACAAAGAUUUACGUAUGGAGCUGAGAAAGGCACAAAAUUUUGCUCUUGAGUGUCGAAAAGAAGCCCAGAUUCGUCAACAAAUUGCUGAACGUAAACUCAGAGCUCUUAAGGAGCCUAAAACACUGAAUUUUAUUUAUGGAGUAAAUAUUGAAAGACGGAAUCAAGAUGGAAUUUUUGUCUACAAUUGCAGUCGGUUGAUUAGAAUGUAUGAAAAAGUCGGUCCCCAACUGGAAGGAGGAGUAUGUUGCAGUGGCAUUGUUGGUAUUGUUGAUGUCCCAUAUUUGGUGUUGGAACCAACACACAACAAACAAGAUUUUGCUGAUGCCAAAGAAUUCCGCUACUUGAUGAAGGCCAUGGGUGAACAUAUGGAGCAGUACUGGAAUGAUCUGAAUAUUCAUCAAACAGGAAUUACAAGUUUCUGGUCAAAUUUUGGUUAUAUUAGCACGAAAUGGAAAGACCCACCCUCGACAGACCCGAAAUAUGCUCGACGAAGAGCAAUGCAAGUUAGUUCUACAUUACAAUGUGAUGCUUGCCUCAAAUGGAGAACUUUACCAUAUUCAGCCAACAAUGUCGGGCGUGAUUUCCCAGAUGAUUGGGUUUGUAGCAUGAAUCCAGAUUUGUCACAUAACAAAUGUUCUUCAGCUGAGCAGAAAAUGAAUAUUCCAGAAGGAUUUUUAAAGAAAGAAGUGAAAUCAAAAGCACAGAAGCAAAAAGAACUUGAAGAUGAUAUCAAAAGGAAGACAGAAAAAUUAUUAAAACUACAGAACACGAAAGUUGUUGAGUCAUCACGGCAGAUGAAGUUGGAAGAGGAUCGGAGGAAGCGAGAGGAAGAACAGAAGCAGAGAGAAGAGAAAAUGAAGCAGGAGGAAGAGGAGCGGAAACAGCAGCGGGAUGCAAAGCGGAAAGCGGAAGAACGUCAGAAAGAGGAGGCAAAAAAGCGGAAGCCAGAAGAAUUACGUACAAAAUCAAAAGGAAGUCGGACCAUCUUGGGUACGCAUAAUUCAACUGAGUUUCUGAGUUCCCACCGAGUACGUGAACAGGCUCUGCAGCAAAGCAAGAAAACUGGGGCUCGUACAGCAGCACAGGUAUAUGCUGAGAGAAGAGCAGCAGUGGCACAUAACUCUACAUUCUGGCAUAGCAUCUCCAUAGAUUAUGAUCUGAACACUCGAGUGGAAGCUCUUGUGAAUGGUCGAUGGUUUAGUGGGACAGUGAUCAAAGUGAAUGCUGAUGAAGGCAAAGUGAAAGUGAAAUUUGACACUUAUCCUCGUGACAAAUACGACAAGUGGUAA